Rotaria sp. Silwood1 is the source of this 2355-nucleotide messenger RNA. Lineage: Eukaryota; Metazoa; Rotifera; Eurotatoria; Philodinida; Philodinidae. The record is from the annotation of a GenBank genome assembly.
AUGGCUGCCUAUAUCGCACCGACAGCAUCGAAAGCGAAUUGGACAGCACUCACUCAAAGUGCCUUUCAAAUGCAUCAGUGCAAUAGUACUUCACAUACUGUCUAUCAGUCACCAAGCUCUGCUAAGCUGUUCCAAACUGCACCAGAAAUUAAAAGAGGAACAUGCCAACACACAGUAUUCGUUCACGGCGUCAAAGGUAAUGAUUUAUUUGAUGGUACAUUCGAAAUGCCGAUGAAAACAAUCCAAAAUGCUUUAUCUCGUACUCGUCAUUUACGUACUAUGCAUGGUAGUCAGAGCACAAUAUGCAUGACAAUACAUGGAGGAACUUACUAUCUUGGAGCAAAUGCCACGACAGCAAGUAGUCAAAUUGGCGCCAUUGCACUUACAAGUAACGAUACUAAUCUUGUUAUUGAAAACUAUCCAGGUGAAACUGUUGUAUUAAGUGGUGGGGCACAUUUGCAAUUGCAAUGGUCUGUUCAUGCGAAAACAGCAACAGAAGGUACAAUCAUGAAAGCUCAGGUACCAGAUUACAUCAAUCUGGAUCAGUUCAAUGAAUUGUAUAUUGAUGGCAAGAGAGCGAUUGUUGCGAAAGCUCCUAAUGGUGAUCCUUCUACUCAAGGACUAUAUGCGAACAAUCCAGGAUUUUUCAACAGCGCAAAAAGUUGGGCGUCACCAGUUGAAACUCCAAGUAUGAAGAUUUAUGUUAGCGAACCUUCUCGCAACGGGACAAUAUUUACUAAUUAUCAAGACGGUAUAGGUGGUGGUGCUUCCGUUUUCAAUCCACCAAGAAAUUAUUGGAGUGUCACCACUCCACGUGGUGUUCUAAACUAUGUUGUUCCGCGUGGUCUUACGGUCGAGAAUGGUCAAUUACCUCAUUUAAGUAAUUGGAGCAAACCUAGCACUGGUUUUGUACACACUUUUCACGGUGGUUAUUGGGGUAGCUGGGUGUUUGGAAUAGCUUCAAGUAACAGUACAGAGAAUACAAUCAUAGUUGGGCGAGGAGGUUUUCAAGAAGCACAUGGUUGGGAUUAUGGCGGUUCAUUUUAUGUUUCAAACAUUUUUGAAGAACUUGAUUCGCCAAAUGAAUGGUUCUUAGAUAAAGAUACUCGUACUCUCUAUUUUAUGCCAAACGACACUAUGCCCAAUGUCUUUGUUGCUAGUCAAAUUCCCUGUAUCAUCUCUGUGAGUGGCAGUAGCAUGGAAGAUUCUGCUAAGAAUAUAUUGAUUCAAGGUUUAACAUUGACACAAACAACUAACACUUAUAUGAGAGAUUAUAUGGUACCAAGUGGUGGUGAUUGGUCUGUUCAUCGAGGUGGAACCAUCUUUUUGACUAAUACAAAAAAUGUUACUAUUACACAGAAUUUAUUGACAGAACUUGGUAGCAAUGGAAUAGCUGUCAUCGAUUAUAAUGAUGCUACCACCAUUUCUUUGAAUGAAUUCGUAUGGUUAGGUGAUUCAGGUAUUAUUCUCGUCGGUACCACGAACGGCAUUGAUGGUUUUAGUAUAGCAAGUCAACCAGCUAAUAUACUCAUACAAUCAAAUAUAUUUCAUGAAACCGGCAUCUAUAUUAAACAAUCAUCACCAGUUCUAAUUACUGUAAGCCGAAGUGUGACUGUUAGAGGAAAUCUUAUGUUUAACAUGCCACGUGCUGCAAUCAAUAUAAACGAUGGUUUUUAUGGUAAUCAUACUAUCAGUCAUAACGUCAUUUUCAAUACUGUGCGAGAAACUAGUGAUCAUGGACCGAUCAAUACAUGGGACCGGCAACCUUACUUAACUGAUGCUAUGGAGACAGGUGUACCAUCACUCCGACAACGUAAUAGUUAUAUUCAUCACAAUGUUCUUUUCAAUAACUAUCGCUCUGUAUGGCCUAUCGAUCAUGAUGAUGGUAGUUGUUAUUAUGAAGAUAGUUACAAUUUUCUGGUGUAUGGUGGCAAGAAAAACUAUCUAGGUCACUCAAAGCUAGAUCAUCAUGAGAUUUAUGUCUACUCGGAUUUAAGUGCAGGCGGAUUCGGUAGUGGUAACUGCUUAAAUGAUUAUGCUCCUGUACGGGGCACGAGUGGAUGGAACGAAACUUGGAUUGACAACAUUUGUAUACUGUUUAACAGCUCAGUUCCCUACAGAAUUGAUAACUGUGACACGUCUAGUCUCUACGUCCCAUAUCUGGCAAACAAUACAAUCUAUGUUCCAGCAGGUAACGAGAUUGCAUUUGUUUGUAAUGUGAAUGGCACAGGUACUCGUUUGAACUUACAACAAUGGCAAUCAUAUGGGUUGGAUUUAGGUACUGUUGUUGAGACCACACCCGAUGUUCAAACAAUUAUUGCAUGGGGUCGUAAAAUGUUACAAGGCGCAAUGUAA